UCGCGUCGUUCCCACCAGCUCCGAAGGGUCACUGCUCCAAGAUGUGCUCCAGACAAAGCUCCGGCGGCUGCCAUGGGAUGUCCUCCCAGUCCGGCGGGUGCCACGGGGGCGGCUCCUCUGGUUACCUGUCCCAGGGCUCCUCGUGCUGCGGGAGCUCCAGCAGCUCCGGCAAAAUCAUCGUCAGCUCUGGCGGCAGUGGAGGAGGAUCCUGCUGCAGCGGCGGCUCCUCCGGAUACGGCAUGGGAGGGGGGUACGGUGGUGGAUCCUCAGGGACAAAGGUCAUCAUCGGAGGGGGAAGCAGUGGAGGUUCCUCUGGGUGCUGCAGUGGAGGCUCCUCCAGCUAUGGGAUAGGAGGAGGAUAUGGUGGAUCUUCGGGAUUAAAGAGCAUCAUCGGAGGGGGAACCAGCUCCUCUGGAUGCUGCAGUGGGGGCUCCUCCAGCUACGGGAUGAGUGGAGGAUACGGUGGUGGAUCCUCGGGAUCAAAGAGCAUCAUCGGAGGGGGAAGCAGCGGAGGAUGCUCAGGUUAUGGCAUGGGAGGAGGAUAUGGUGGAUCCUCGGGAUCAAAGAGCAUCAUCGGAGGGGGAAGCAGUGGAGGAUGCUCAGGUUAUGGCAUGGGAGGAGGAUAUGGUGGAUCCUCGGGAUCAAAGAGCAUCAUCGGAGGGGGAAGCAGUGGAGGAUGCUCAGGUUAUGGCAUGGGAGGAGGAUAUGGUGGAUCUUCGGGAUCAAAGAGCAUCAUCGGAGGGGGAAGCAGCUCCUCUGGGUGCUGCAGUGGAGGCUCCAGCUACGGGAUGGGAGGAGGAUACGGUGGAUCCUCGGGAUCAAAGAGCAUCGUUGUAGGGGGAGGCAGCGGAGGUUCCUCCGGAUACUGCGGUGGAGGAUCCUCAGGAUAUGGGACGGGUGGAGAAUACGGUGGUGUGUCUUCGGGAACCAAGAUCAUACUGGGAGAUGGAGGCAGUGGAGGUUCCUCUGGGUGCUGCAGCGGAGGAUCCAGCUACGGGAUGGGUGGAGGAUACGGUGGUGGAUCCUCAGGAUCAAAGAGCAUCAUUGGAGGGGGAGGUUCCUCCGGAUACUGUGGUGGAGGAUCCAGCUACGGGAUGGGUGGAGGAUACAGCAGUGGAUCCUCUGGAUACUGCGGUGGAGGAUCCAGCUACGGGAUGGGAGGAGGGUACGGCGGCGGCUCCUCAGGCCAGACCAUCAUCAUCAGCUCCGGAGGUGGCGGAGGAGGCUCCUCCCAGCAGAAGUGUCCCAUUGUCAUCCCCAGAGUGGUGUCCCACCAGAGCAAGCAGAGCUGCCACUGGCCCUACGGCCAGCAGAAGUGACCACCCCGGGCAGCUCCGGCUCUGCCACGGCUCCUCUUUGCCUCCAGCCCUGGCUCUGCUGCCUGGUCCUUCCCAGCCUGGCCCUUCCUGUCCCCUGGGUGUUGCAUCCUCGCGUGAGGACUCCAGGGUUGCCCUGCUCCUGGUGUUGGGAUGCCUUUGAUAAUGUUCUGCUGCUUUUCCAAAGCCACUUUUUACAACCAAUAAAC
Prinia subflava (tawny-flanked prinia) is the source of this 1525-nucleotide messenger RNA. RefSeq names its product loricrin-like. The coding region runs from base 42 to 1319 and encodes 425 amino acids. The transcript is spliced from 2 exons. The record is from RefSeq and is a predicted model, not a curated record. Lineage: Eukaryota; Metazoa; Chordata; Aves; Passeriformes; Cisticolidae.